Messenger RNA from Ornithorhynchus anatinus (platypus), 3194 nucleotides. RefSeq names its product transmembrane protein 132E (gene TMEM132E). Lineage: Eukaryota; Metazoa; Chordata; Mammalia; Monotremata; Ornithorhynchidae. The record is from RefSeq and is a predicted model, not a curated record.
GACCAUGGCCCCCCGGACGCCGGGAAGCCGGUCCUUCUCUCUGCUGUGCUGCUGCGCUCUGGCCACGCUGCUCGCCCACGCCGUCGGAGCCGAGGAGGGGCCGUCGUCGUCGCGGUCGUCCCCGCCCGUGCUGCCCGUGAGCUACCGGCUGUCUCGCACGCGUCUGGCCUUCUUCCUGCGCGAGAGCCGGCCGGGCCCGGCGGCCAACGGCAGCGGGGGCGGCGGGGGCGGCCCCCUGCAGCGCGCCGAGCCCUUCGUCGUCUUCCAGACCAAGGAGCUGCCCGUACUCAACGCCUCCCUGGGCCCGUUCAGCACCAGCCGCGUGCUGCCCCGCGAGCUGCUGCAGCCGCCCAGCCCGCUGGACGUGCCCGGGCAGCUGACCGUCAACUGGAAGGUCCGCGCCUUCAUCGUGCGCCUCCGCGUGCCCGCCACCCAGCCCGUGGCCCAGGUGCUGUUCUACGUGGCCGGCCGGGACUGGGACGACUUCCGGGGGACGGAGCGGCUGCCCUGCGUGCGGCUUCACGCCUUCCGCCAGGCGCGCGAGGUCCAGGGCUCGUGCCGCCUGGGCGGGGGCCUGGCUUCCUGUCUGGUGCAGGCCCCGCUGCCCGCCACCUGGUUCGGCCCCGCCGCCCGGCCCGCCCGGCGCAGGCGGCGGCCCCAGGGGCCGGAGCCCGGGUCGGAGGGGCCGGGGCCGGGCCCGCAGGCGGAGCUCUACUACACGCUGCACGCGCCCGGCGGGGCGGGCGAGUGCGCGGGCGCGGGGCCCGCGCGGGCCGAGGGGCCCCCGACGCGUCCUCUGCUGCGCGUGGGCAGCAUCAGCCUGGUGCGGCCGCCGCCCGCGCCCGCGCAGGAGGACCACCGCCUCGACGGCAACGUCUUCGUCCGCCUGCCCGUCGGGCCCCUCAGGCCCGGACGCCUCCUCAGCGUCCUCCUCUGCCUCCUCCCCAACGCCACCGUCGACCGCUUCACCCUCAGGGUGAAGGCCAAGAAGGGGGUGACCCUCCUCCACACCAAGUCGAGGAGCCCGCAGUGGCUGGUGAACUCUGAGCUCCUCCCCGGCGGGAAGCACUCCACCGCCACCGUCGACGUCUCCAGGGUCGACGACCCCACCCUCAGGGCGGACCCGGCGGCCCACGAGGUCCUGCAGCUGGACUUCGAGAUGGAGAACUUCACCAGCCAGUCGGUGAAGCGGCGCAUUCUGUGGCACGUGGACUACCGGGCCCGCGGCCCGCCCCCCGACCCCGACAAGGUGGUGACCGAGCUGACCGUCGUCCAGAGGGACAUCCAGGCCAUCCUGCCCCUCGCCAUGGACACGGAGAUCAUCAACACGGCCAUCCUGACCGGGAGGACGGUGGCCAUUCCGGUCAAGGUCAUCGCCGUCGAGGUGAGCGGCGGCGUGGUGGACGUCUCGGCCCUGGUGGAGUGCGAGUCGAACAACGAAGACAUCAUCAAGGUGUCCAGCAGCUGCGACUACGUCUUCGUCAGCGGGAAGGAGUCCCGCGGCUCCAUGAACGCGCGGGUCACCUUCCGCUACGACACGUGGACCGCCCCGCUGGAGAUGACCGUGUGGGUGCCCAAGCUGCCCCUUCUCAUCCAGCUCUCGGACGCCCACCUCAGCCAAGUGAGAGGCUGGCGGGUGCCCGUCCUGCCCGACAGGAGAUCGGCGCGGGAGAGCGAGGACGUGGCGGAGGAGGAGGAAGAGGAGGGCGGUGGCGCGGAGCGUCGUCCGAGCCGUGGCUGCACCCUGCAGUACCAGCACUCCACCCUGCAGGUCUUCACCCAGUUCCACACCACGUCCCCCGACGGGCCCGAGGGACCCGGGGGACCCGGGGCGCCCCAGGGCCCGGGCGUCACCAUGCUGGGCCCCGACUGGCUGGUGGAGGUCACCGACCUGGUGGGCGACUUCAUGAAGGUGGACGACCCCCGGGUGGCGCAGAUGGUGGACGGCAGCACGCUGGCCGGACGGGAGCCGGGGGUCACCCUCUUCAAGGUGGUGUCCCCGCUGAUGGAGGCGGUGCUGGGGGAGACGCUGGUGACGGUGUCGGACGAGAAGGUGAGCGUCACCGAGAUGAAGGCGCAGGUGGUGUCCAGCCUGUCCCUGUCGCUCCACCCCAGCCCCGGCAGCAGCCACACCAUCCUGGCCAAGACGGCCGCCCAGCAGACCCUCAGCUUCGUCAAGCAGGAGGCCCUCCUGAGCCUGUGGCUGUCCUUCAGCGACGGCAGCACGGCCCCGCUGUCCCUGUACAGCCCCAAGGACUACGCGCUGCUGGUCAGCAGCCUGGACGAGAGGGUGGCCACGGUGGCCCAGGCCCGGGCCUUCCCGCUGGUGGUGGCCGAGGCGGAGGGGGCCGGGGACCUGCUGCGGGCCGAGCUGACCAUCGGCGAGAGCUGCCAGAAGACGCGGCGCAAGAGCGUGCUGGCCACCGCCCGGGCGGCCGUCCGCGUCCACUUCGGCCCGGACGGGGACGAGGCCGAGGACGAGGGCCCGGGACCCGCCACGGCCGGGCCGGGGCCGCCCGCCGCCACGGCCCCGGCCCCGGCCCCGGAGGACGCGCCCACGGCGCCCCCGGGCUCGGCGCCCGCCGGCCGGGGCCUGUCGGACCUGGAGAUCGGCAUGUACGCCCUGCUGGGCGUCUUCUGCCUGGCCAUCCUGGUCUUCCUCAUCACUGCGUCGUUCUUCGUGCUCAAGUACCGCCACAAACGCGUCCCCGCCGAGGGCCAGGCCAGCAUGGACCACUCCCACCACUGGGUCUUCCUGGGCAACGGGCAGCCCCUGCGGGCCCGGGGCGACCUCUCCCCGCAGCCCGGCGGGCCCGGGGCCCCGCCGGAGGCCGCGCCCGCCCGCUGCCGCCCCGGCGACCGGCCCAGCGGCGGCAGCUCGCCCACCAGCGUCCAGAGCCAGGCCCACGGCCGGGGGGACGGCUCCUCGGGGGGCUCGGCCCGGGAGCAGGCCGAGGACCCCGUCAACUCGCCCACGUCCAAGCGCAAGCGGGUCAAGUUCACCACCUUCGCCACGCUGCCCUCGGAGGAGCCCGCCUACAACUCGGUGCCCGCCGGGGACGAGGAGGACCCGGAGUGGGGGGCGCCGGGGGGCCCGCGGGACGACGGGCACGGCCGCGGGUGCCGCGUCGAAGACGUCGCUUAGGCCCCCGGUUGGGGGGCGCGGCGCGGAGGGAGACCCCCCUCCCGGCCCC